Messenger RNA from Styela clava, 1847 nucleotides. Lineage: Eukaryota; Metazoa; Chordata; Ascidiacea; Stolidobranchia; Styelidae. The record is from RefSeq and is a predicted model, not a curated record.
UUUCUUGCACUUACCAGAACUUUUGUUAGUUAUAAACAACAAUUCAAAAUGGUAGAAAGAGAGCAAAUGUACAGCAUUCCAGUAAUCCCGUUCGAUUUACGACGGGAUGAAACGAUCAUGCAGUUUGCGGACUCAUUAGAUUAUCUCUCUGGAGUUUCAGAUGACGUUUUUGCAAGAGUGAACAACAGAGUCGCGGAUAACAAAAAGAAACUUGAUGCUUUGAUGGACAGAAUUAAAACCGCUGAAGCGCGAAUCGAAAAAGUCCGGGGAAGUAACCGAGCGACGCAGGUUUUUUCUAGUUCGAAAUACCCAGCGACCGAAGAACGAGAGAGAUAUAUUUCAAUGUUCAAAGAUAUGCAAAGCUCAUUGAAGGAAGUCAAACAAAAUUAUCGAAAAAUAAAAACAAGGCAUUUAGCAUUUGAGGACGAAAAUUUAAAAAACAAGAUGCAAAUUUACAAUCUCCCUCGACCGAGAACCAAGUCGGCACCAUACGUCGAUCAAAGUGGGGAGGGACUUGGGGGAUUACCCUCAAAUAUUGCAUCCCUGAGUUCGCUAUUACUGUUCAACUCAUCCGAGAACCCGUAUAAGAAAUAUACCAUUUUCGAUCCUCUCGGUGUUACGACGAAAACCAAAACUGGUCUGGAUGAAGAGAAAGCAGAUGACAGUAGGCUCGGGGACGCACCAAUGUCAAUCAGCAAUAGAGAACAAAUGGAACGCCACGUUGCAGAGAAUUAUUUUUACGUUCCAGAUUUGGGGGAUGUACCAGAAAUCGACGUUCCGAUGGAUUUGCCUGAUUUACCUGGCGUUGCGGAUUUAACGUUCAGUUCGGACGUGAGCGAGAGUAUUGCUCCCUCGUUACUCGCAAUUAGUAACUUACCAGAUUUACCAGGUGUCGGAGAUGCGUUACCUGAUGUUCCAGAUAGUGGCAGUAAAGAGGAAACUCCGCCUCCUCCCCCACCUCCGAGUUCAAAUCCGCCACCCCCACCUCCUCCCCCGUCUGUUCCAAACACAUCAGCGCCACCUGCUGGAGUCCCGCCUCCACCCCCGCCCCCUCCACCACCUCCCCCCUCUGCUCCGAGCGCAGUUCCGGAAUCUGUUGCUACUCCUGAUGGUGGGCGCUCUAAUUUACUCGACUCGAUUCGCAAAGCUGGCGGUGUCGGAAAAGUGAAACUGAAGAGUAGCAAAGACCGAAAGCUUGCUAAAAAGAAAGAAAAAGAAGCGAAAGCUGCUGCGAGCUCGUCAGGCGGUGGCGAUAUGAUGUCUGAUCUAGCAAGCCGUCUCGCUAUGAGACGAAAAGGGAUUUCGGGAGCUAAGGGGGCGGGUGCGGAACGGCCUGCCUCAGCUAAUGAUAAUAAUAGUAACCUCGGAGGCGGUUCGGCGAUGGAGAAAAUAUCUGCGAUGAUUCCAGCGCCGACGCAAAGUCAAACCAUGGACGCAGGCGAUGAUGAUGACUGGAAUUAGAUAAUUUUUAUUUGAAGGGAGGAUUUAAUCCAAAAAUUUUUUUUUUAAAACUAUCAAAAUUUGUGUUUUUGAAGAAAAAAUGAGUAUGAAUAUAAGGUUUCAAAAUGAUUUCACUAAAAUCACUAAAAAUAAUGAAGCUUGAAUAUAGAUUUUUUAAAUGCAAAUGGUAAAUUUAAAAAAUUUGUAUCUUUUAAACAGAGACCCCCUGUCACUGAUGCAAAAAUGUGAGAUUUGAGUAAAUCACCACGCCACGUUUUUAAAAUCAAAUUGCUAAUUACACAGUUGGGGUAGGAAUUUUUUCAAUUUCCAGCGCAAUCUGCAUUUCUAACACUUACUGGAUAAUUGCUAAUUUUUUUAUUUUGAGAGGUGACUGGAUAAUUGCUAAU